Miscanthus lutarioriparius is the source of this 1827-nucleotide messenger RNA. The record is from the annotation of a GenBank genome assembly. NCBI's taxonomy places the organism in Eukaryota, Viridiplantae, Streptophyta, Magnoliopsida, Poales, Poaceae.
AUGCGCGGGCGGGGAGGCGGAGCGGCGGCGCGGCCGGAGCACCUGGCCGCGCACGCGCGCCUCGUCAAGUCGGCGUGCCCGGACGCGUUCCUUGUCACCACCGCAAUGCGGGGCUACCUCCGCGCGGGCCUCCCGCUGCAAGCCCUGCUCCUCCUCCGCUCGCUCCUGCCGCGGGCGCCCCGCCUCCUCGGCAACUCCUUCUCGCUCUCCCUCGCGCUGCAGGCAUCCGCCGCGCUCUCGGGCUCCGUUCCGGCUAUGCUCGGCCUCGGCGCCGCGUCCCUCCACGCACGCGCGCUCAAGUCCGGCUUCGCCGCAGCCGACCUCUUCGUGCGCACCGCGCUCGUCGAGGCCUACGCCAAGGCCGGGCGCGCGGACCUCGCGCGCGCCGCGUUCGACGAGGCGCCGCGCAGGGACGUGUUCCUCUGCAACGUCAUGCUCGCGGCCUACGUCGCGCGCGGCGAGGUCGCAGAGGCGAGGAGAGUGUUCGAUGGAAUGCGCGAGAGGGACAUGGUCUCUUGGAACACGAUGAUCCACGGGUAUGCGGUGAAGGGGGAGGUCGCCCUUGCGAGGGAGAUGUUCGACGACAUGGAGGACAGGGACGCCUUCUCGUGGAGCUCCAUGAUGUCGGCGUACGCCAAGGGCAAGAGGUCCAAGGAUGCGUUGGAGCUGUGGCGGGAGAUGCGUGCGGCUUGUGUCAACCCGGACUGCAUCACCAUGGUGAGUGUGCUCUCAGCGUGUGGUGAUAUGGGGGCGCUCGCUGUUGGUGCUGAAGUGCAUCAGUUUGUGGAGAGCAAUGGGGUUGAGUUGGAUGUCAAGCUGGGGACUGCUCUGAUCGACAUGUAUGCCAAGUGCGGAGACAUUGAUAAUUCAGUAAGAGUGUUCCACUCUAUGCCAGUGAAGGAUGUGCUGACUUGGAGCUCGAUGAUCAUCGGGUUGGCCAAUCAUGGGCUCGGCCAUGAUGCUCUCUCCUUGUUCUCAAGGAUGCUAUCAGAAGGACUGCAACCAAAUGACAUUACCUUCAUUGGAGUUCUUAUAUCCUGUACUCAUCUUGGUCUCGUGAGCGAUGGCAAGAAGUAUUUCAGCUCAAUGAGUGUAGUGCAUGGUGUAACGCCGAAGGUUGAGCACUAUGGAUGCAUGGUUGAUCUUUUGGGGCGAUCGGGUCAUAUUGAGGAGGCAAGGCAGCUCAUUAGGGACAUGCCAUUCGAGCCAGAUGCAGUCAUCUGGAGGGCACUUCUUGGGGCUUGCCGCAUUUAUAAGAAUGUAGAAGUUGCAGAGGAAGCUAUGACAAAACUGCGAGUAUUGGAUCCUCAUGCUGAUGGGCACUAUGUCUUACUGUCAAACAUAUAUGCACAAGCGAAUUCCUGGGAAGGUGUUGCAGAGAUGAGGAGGACGCUUAGGAGGGAGAGCAUUCAGAGAAUUCCUGGAAGAAGCUCAAUUGAGUGGCAGAAUACAAUUCACGAGUUUGUUUCUGGUGAUAGAUCACAUCCAAGGUCCAAGGAGAUCUACAAAAUGUUGGAAGAGAUGAUGGAUCGCUUAAGACAAGCUGGAUAUAAGCCAAUGACAGGCUUAGUGUUGCAAGACAUUGAUGAGCAAUCUAAGGAACGUGCAUUGGCUGAACAUAGUGAGAAGCUGGCGAUUGCUUUUGGGCUGCUAACCACUCCUGCAGGCUCAACUCUCCGAAUAACAAAGAAUCUGAGAGCCUGUGAAGACUGCCAUUCAGCUAUUAAGCUUAUUUCCUUGUUGUACGAGCGCAAGUUGAUCAUUAGAGACCGUAACCGUUUCCACCAUUUCAGUGAAGGACAAUGCUCAUGCAAGGACUACUGGUGA